Cephus cinctus (wheat stem sawfly) is the source of this 1698-nucleotide messenger RNA. It is a transcript of the gene Dhps, whose product is annotated as probable deoxyhypusine synthase. The record is from RefSeq and is a predicted model, not a curated record. Gene Ontology annotation, biological process: peptidyl-hypusine biosynthetic process. The transcript has 7 exons. Gene Ontology annotation, molecular function: deoxyhypusine synthase activity. Gene Ontology annotation, cellular component: cytoplasm. NCBI's taxonomy places the organism in Eukaryota, Metazoa, Arthropoda, Insecta, Hymenoptera, Cephidae. Bases 548 to 1669 code for a protein of 373 amino acids.
CAAAAGAAAAAGAUUUUACAGCCUUGUCUCAUUCUGCUAAUCUUCUAAAGUUAAUCUUUAGAUUUUUAAAUAGUCAAAUGUCCAAUCGUUAAUAAUAAUGACUUAAUCACAACAAGGACAUUUUAAUUAACCCAAAAACGUUUGAAUAAAGUGCCUAAACCAGUAAAGGUUUGGAGCUUAAUCGAAAUAUCUACACAUGUUGAAUGUUACCGACUGAUAGUUUACAAAUGACAGGUUCUUACAGAGCUGAGGCAUGAAGUUCCGUUUACCAAUUCUGAUUAGUUUGUAUUGAAUAUACAGACCGUACGAUAUUUUAUAAAAUCAAAGAACGAAGAAGAAUAACGUAUCAAGAUAAAUUCAAUGUGAUAAAAUCAUUUGAUUUCCGAUAUUUCUUAAAAAGCUUAAAAUUUGUGACUCCACUGACACUUGAGCAUUUUAGGUUAUAUUAAUGUAAAAACUAUAUUGAACGUAGUGAAACCCAGUUUAUGGAAUUUCUUAAGUGUGUUUUGUCAAGCGAUUAAUAACUGUCAUAAUAAUAUUGUACAAUAUGAGUGAAGAAAAUACUGUUCCAACUGACAAAGUACCUGAACUUGUGAAAAACGCUGUACUUCUACAUAGCUCGACUCUACCGGCUGGUACUCCUACUGUCGUAGGUUACGACUGGAACCGUGGAAUCGAUUAUCAUGCUCUUUUGCAAAGCUACAAAUAUUCCGGAUUUCAAGCCACUAACUUCGGUUUGGCUGUGGCGGAAAUUCGAAAAAUGUUGGAAGCCCAAAAAAUUCCUCUAGCCAAAGAUCAGGUGGAUUCGAUGGAGGAUGACGAGUUUAUAAAACGAAAGAGUAGUUGUACCAUAUUCUUGGGCUACACGUCAAACAUGGCGUCCUGCGGGAUCAGGGACACCAUAAGAUUUUUAGUUCAACAUAAAAUGAUCGACUGUAUCGUAACGACUGCUGGUGGCGUAGAAGAAGAUUUAAUAAAAUGCUUAGCACCUACUUACGUCGGCGAUUUCAAUUUAGAAGGACGACGUCUAAGAGAAAAGGGAAUUAAUCGUAUAGGAAAUUUAUUAGUGCCAAAUGAUAAUUAUUGUUUAUUCGAAGAUUGGGUAAUGCCAAAGCUGGAUGCAAUGUUGACUGAACAGAAGGAAAAGGGUACUCUUUGGACACCAUCAAAAAUAGUUACAAGACUCGGAGAAGAAAUUGGAAAUCCGGAAUCAAUUUAUUACUGGGCAGCCAAAAACAAAAUCCCUGUUUUUAGCCCAGCAUUAACUGAUGGUAGUCUAGGAGACAUGAUGUAUUUUCAUUCUUACAGAAAUCCUGGACUAGUUGUCGAUAUUGUAUCAGAUCUAAAACGACUGAAUACAAUGGCAAUGAAAGCCAUAAACAGUGGUAUGAUCAUUGUCGGAGGUGGUGUCAUCAAGCAUCACAUAUGCAAUGCCAAUUUAAUGAGAAAUGGAGCUGAUUUUUCAGUAUUCCUAAACACAUCCUCUGAGUACGAUGGCAGUGAUAGUGGAGCACGACCGGACGAAGCAAUUUCUUGGGGUAAAAUACGCAAAGACGCUGCACCGGUAAAAAUUUACGCCGAAGCAUCCCUUGUUUUUCCACUGCUGGUAGGCGAGACUUUUGCACGACAGUAUCACUCCUCAAAGGAACGCACCGUGUCAGACGUUUAAACGUAAUAAAUUAUCUUUCUUCUUGGACA